AUGAGGAUGUUAUCAUACUGGAUCUUCCCCAUUAUAUCAGGCCUCGUCUGGCUUGGCAUGCUCCUCGGCAUGCUCCUCUACUGGAUCAUCAACACGAACCGCGUCGUCUACCCGUCCAUGACCCCUCCGCAAACCAUCGCCUACAUCAGCGACGUCGGCGCCUACUACCUCAAGCCCCUUUUCAUUACGGGCUGCGUCAUCACUGCCAUUCUUCUCGACCUCUCCUUCUUCUCCGACCGCUGGCUCCGCCACCGCGGCCGCCUCGUGCCCAACACAUCGACUGGCGAGAAGGUCUUGUACGGCUUCACCAUCUUCUUUGCACUCGUCGGAACCGUCGGCCUCGUUUGCCUCAGCAUCUUCGACACAUACCGCCACAAGAACCUACACCUCCUGUUCCUGCUGUUGUUCAUGGCCGGCUAUCUGCUGUCCGCCAUCUUCAUUUGCUGGGAGUACCAGCGCCUCGGCAUUAAGUACCCCGAGCACCGCAGCCUCGCCAUCUCAUUUUGGAUUAAGCUCGUCUUCAUCAUCGUCGAGGUCGCGCUAGCCGUCGCCUUCAUCGUCAGCAAUUUCAGGAAGGCUUACAACACCGCCGCCGUCCUCGAGUGGGUCGUCGCCUUCAUCUUCUCGUUUUACAUCUUCUCCUUCACCGUCGACCUAUUGCCCGCGGUCAGGACGAGGAACAAGGCGAACCGGUUCCAGAAGCCGGGGAGCAUGCGCGAGUGGAACGCUGGCCAGCCUGGCCAGCCGCGAUUUUAG
Colletotrichum graminicola M1.001 is the source of this 756-nucleotide messenger RNA. Its product is annotated as Frag1/DRAM/Sfk1 family protein. NCBI's taxonomy places the organism in Eukaryota, Fungi, Ascomycota, Sordariomycetes, Glomerellales, Glomerellaceae. Gene Ontology annotation, cellular component: plasma membrane. The record is from RefSeq and is a predicted model, not a curated record. Bases 1 to 756 code for a protein of 251 amino acids. The transcript has 2 exons.